Molecule: messenger RNA, 4455 nt
Organism: Colletotrichum orchidophilum
Lineage: Eukaryota; Fungi; Ascomycota; Sordariomycetes; Glomerellales; Glomerellaceae
Product: ABC transporter
Exons: 5
Coding region: 1-4455 (1484 amino acids)
Biological process (GO): transmembrane transport
Cellular component (GO): membrane
Molecular function (GO): ABC-type transporter activity; ATP binding; ATP hydrolysis activity
Source: RefSeq, a predicted model, not a curated record
AUGAGCUCGAGAUGUCUCAACGACGAAUCCCUCGGGCCUAGCGUCCAAGGCUGCCGCGGCGAUUUCGACUUCACUCUUCGGUUUGAGAGAAUUUUCUUGGCCAUCAUUCCCGCGGCCGUUUUUGCCGCUCUUUCACUUCCCCGAAUCGCCUAUCUGUGCCGCAAACCGCGCAUCGUCGGUGCCAAAUCAAUUCAAACAAUUAAACUGGCUAUUAUCACAGUCUUUGCAACACUCCAGUUCGCUAUUCUCAUCCUUCAGACAACGUCCAAUGGCUCGCGCAUCAAUGGGUUGGCCGCCACGGCAUCAGCUCUCAGUUUUCUCGCGGCUCUAUUCAUGGUUGGAUUGUCGUAUGCCGAGCACUCCAGAGCACCUAGACCCUCGUUGCUUUUGACCGGUUACGUCUUUCUCCAAGUCCUAUUUGACCUUGCCCAAACAAGAACGUCAUGGUUGAUGGCCAUGACUUUCUCAACCCAACUGUUUGCAAGACUAUUCACGGCUUCGCUAGUCAUCAAGAUCGUCAUCCUCUUCGUCGAGGCCCAGAGAAAGUCACGAUGGAUCCGCUGGACCGCCGAGGAACACAGCCCAGAGGAGACAAGCGGCCUCUUCAGCUUAGGCGUCUAUUGGUGGCUCAACCGUCUUUUCCUCCACGGAUAUCGCAACGUUUUGAAGAUUAGCGACUUGUAUGCUCUUGACCGGGGUAUGAUAGCCGAGACGAUGCAAGUCACUCUAGCUCAUGAACUUGACAAGGGAAAGAAUCGAGGCAGAAAUCACGGGCUCGCAAGAGAUUUAGCCAAGGCCCUGGCCGUCCCUCUGCUCUUGCCGGUCGCCCCUAGAGUUGCUCUUAUUGGGUUCAGCUUCAGCCAACCAUUCUUCAUCCAAACUCUUCUCGAGUACCUUCAAGACGACAACGCGUCAAAGAACAUGGGCUACGGGCUCAUCGGUGCUGCUGUGUUGAUCUAUACAGGAAUCGCCGUCUCCACGGCCCUGUAUUACUACUUCCAGCAGCGGGCCUUGUACAUGUCCCGGGGCUGCCUAUCGGCAGUCAUUUACAAGAAGACCACCGAAGCCGCACUCGUGGACACCGGAGAUGCAGCAGCAGUGACACUCAUGAGCACCGACACUGAGCGCAUCAUUCGUGGGUUUUACAGUCUCCACGAACUCUGGGCCAACGUUAUUGAGGUCGCACUCGGAUGCUGGCUACUACGGGGCCAGCUCGGCACAGCCUUCAUCGCGCCUAUCGUCGUCAUCCUGGUAUGCAGCGGCGUCACCGCGGCCGUGGCCAAGUUCACCGGCGAGCGUCAGUCUCGCUGGAUGGCUCAGAUCCAAAGGCGCGUUGGGCUCACUGCAAACGUCAUCUCCAACAUGAAGUACCUGCGAAUCUCUGGCAUCACGCAGCCUGUCGCCGAGUUCGUCCAGAAUAUGCGCAUUGACGAGAUGCGCAUUGGUAAUCAGUUCCGCUGGUUGAUAAUCAUCACUGCGAUUGCUGCACUGGCCCCCAAUAUGGUAUCUCCUGCCAUCACGUUCGUCUUCGCCCAAUCACGCCUUGAUACUACGACCAUCUUCACGUCUUUCUCAUUCUUGGUCCUUCUCAACAACCCCUUGGGUCAGCUUUUCCAAUCUAUUCCGUCCAUCAUUGCCGCAUUCACCUGUCUUAAUCGGAUUCAGAAGUACCUCGAAGGAGAUUCACGCGUCGACUUCCGGCAGUCCGCCCAACCUUCAGCAUUUCGGGAGAGGCCGUCCGAUGAGAGCCCUUUUCGAGACAACUCGGAUGGUAUUUCUCUGGAAACCCUCUCGGCUAGGAAAAGUCCCGAAGAUGACAGCGCCAGACCUGCGAUUUCCAUUGUCGAUGGCAGCUUUGGCUGGACGGCCGAUAAGAUGAUUCUCCAGAACAUCACUGCCUCCAUUCCAGCUUCUCAGCUUACCCUCGUCGUCGGGCCUGUAGCAUCAGGAAAGUCCACCCUGUGCAAGGUUCUCCUAGGUGAAGUACCAUUCAACACCGGUCUGGUCUCCGUACCAUCACGCAAUGCUGCCAUCGGAUACUGCGAGCAGAACCCGUUCUUGUCAAACGGCUCCAUCAAAGACAACAUCGUUGGAUGGUCAACCUUCAACCAAGCCAGAUACGAUGAGAUUAUCGACGCAUGUAUGCUUCACACGGACCUUCUCCUUCUCCCAUACGGCGACGAUACGAAGAUUGGAAGCAACGGAAUCAUGCUCAGCGGUGGCCAGAAGCAGCGCGUGUCGCUAGCUCGUGCACUGUACUUGAACAGCAAUCUCUUGAUUUUCGACGAUAUCCUGAGUGGACUUGACAACGACACGGCGUCCGAAGUCUUUCGAAGGGUGUUUGGGCUCGACGGAAUCAUUCGGCGACGGAAAUCAACAGCAGUACUGUGCACACAUGCGAUUAAGUAUCUGCCGCUGGCAGACCACAUCAUCGCCCUCGGGGCCAAUGGCAAUCUUGUCGAGGAGGGUACUUUUGCCGACUUGAUGCGGAAUCAGAAGUAUGUCGCUGGCCUUGGGGUGAAGGCCACAGACUCUGAUACCGACUCCGACUUUGGGUCCGAAACCUCCAACAAGACUACCGCUGGCCAAGCACGGAAAGCGAAACGUGCUCCGGCCGUUGCCGACGAGAUGAUGGAGAAGUCGAGACAAACGGGAGACGUGAAGGUCUAUGUUCACUACUUCCAUAGUCUGAGCUUGACGUCAACCGUCAUAUUCAUUCUCUUUUCCGCGUCCUAUGCCUUGUGGGACAACUUUCCCACAAUCUGGAUGAAGUACUGGGCUGAAGAUACUCUUGGCAAAAGCAGUCAGUACUACGUUGGACUAUAUGGCCUCUUCAAGGCGCUGCAGCUCAUCUCCCUCAUGGUCUCCGGUGUUGCUUUGAUCAUCUACAUGACGACGUCCUCCGGCACUAUUCUUCACCACCAAGCCCUGAAAACAGUUGUCCACGCGCCUCUUGCAUUCUUUACCACCACAGACUCAGGUGUCAUCACCAACCUCUUCUCCCAGGACAUGACACUUAUCGACAACGAGCUACCAACGGCCCUACUGAAUGCUGUUAUUGCCUUUUUCCAGUCGUUUGGCAUGGGAGCUGUAAUCGCCGUUGCAUCACCCUACAUGGCUAUUAGUUACCCUUUCAUGAUUGCGUUUUGUUGGAUCAUCCAAAAGUUCUAUCUCAGGACUUCUCGCCAACUGAGGCUCCUGGAUUUGGAGUCUAAAAGUCCACUUUAUACGCAUUUCCUCGACACAAUCAAAGGCGUCGCUACGAUACGAGCCUUCGGCUGGGCACACAAAGAUAUCGCUCGCAACCAGCACAUGCUGGAUACCUCUCAACGCCCGGCGUAUCUUCUCGCCAUGAUCCAGCAAUGGCUCGUCGUAACGAUGCAGCUCAUGGUGGCCGGUAUUGCCGUCAUUCUUGUGGCACUUGCCACCCAGCUCAGGGCCAACUCAGGCUUUACUGGCGCCUCCCUCGUCACUCUCAUGUCGUGGGGCGACAACCUUUCAGCACUUGUCCGGUUCUAUACCCAGCUUGAGACGUCGAUUGGCGCUGUUGCCCGUAUAAAGACCUUUUCCGAGAAAGUAAUUCCAGAAGACCUAGAGGGUGAGGAUAUCGAACCGCCGGAGGAGUGGCCCGAGACCGGGCGCAUUGAGAUCAACGGGAUCUCCGCUUCAUACAGCAAUGAACAUCAAGUAUCAUCGGAUGGCGAAACAACACCUCCGCAUCUCGCGCUGAAAGAUGUCACCUUCUCCAUUAAACCUGGUCAAAAGGUCGCCUUAUGCGGCAGGACCGGCAGCGGCAAAUCGUCUCUCAUUCUCCUUCUCCUUCGGCUCCUGGACCCCAUCUCGUCCUCCCCGAAGAACAUCGAGAUGGACGGCAUCCCUUUCCACCGCAUCAACCGCUCGAUUCUCCGCCGUCGCAUCAUCUCCGUGCCCCAAGACGCUGUCUUCCUCCCCGAUGGCAGCACCAUCAAGUCGAACAUCGAUCCCUUCAAUGCAGCCUCGGACGCCGAAUGCUUCUCCGUCCUCCGCGCCGUGCAACUUGGCACCUUUGUCGAGGAGCGCGGCGGCCUUAACGAGGCUAUGAGCGCCGACGGCCUCAGCGCUGGACAGAAGCAGCUCUUCAGCCUCGGGCGAGCGAUCCUGCGCCGCAGGGUCAAGGAUGCCAAGUUCAAGAGGCGUGGCGGCGGGAUUUUGUUGUUGGACGAGGUGAGCUCCAGCGUCGACCACGCGACGGACAGGUUGAUGCAGGAGAUCAUCAAGGAGGAGUUUGGAUUGUACACGAUUGUCAUGGUAUCGCACCGCUUGGACAUGGUGAUGGACUUUUUCGACGCGGUGAUUGUCAUGGAUCAGGGCCGCGUCAUUGAGACGGGGAGCCCGCGGGAGCUGGUGGAGACGGAGGGGAGCCGGUUUGGCGAGUUGUGGGCGAUUGAGAACCAGGGGAGGUCGAGGGAUUCAUGA